UCAUGCCUCACUAGGAAAGUGUGAAGCGGCGGAAGAGAGGUGGUGCUGCAUCUGCAACUCUGCAUGCAUGGUGGCAACUGCGGGCAUCUUGGACGCACAAAUGGCGAGAGGUCGACCGGAGAAAGUGCAUCCAUAACAAAAGGGUAAGGUGGUGCGCACAUAAUAUUACCCAAAAGUGGCGCGCUGGUAAGUAUAACUGCAAGUUCAUGCACCACAUGCGCAUAUACUGCUAGAUAGAUAGAUGAAAAGUUGCAUGACGUGAAUGGCAACUCUAAAGCUUUGCCCCUGUUGACAUUGGGAAUAUCGGCUUGCUGUUCAUAAUAUCCGGUUCUUCAGAAAGUCUCUGCGCGAAUCGGAUACGUCCACACCGAUAAUAUCUCAUUUCAUUAGGUACACUGGCUCGCAGCUCUGUGUCUGGUAUAUAGGCGUGCGUAUGUCGUCUCUCCUGCCGCUCAUCACCGUUGUUCUUGUUUCGCCCCCGACGACUAGACCAUGGCAGCAGCAGCCGGUCUCAAGCUCGCCGCCCUGUGCCUCCUCCUCGUCGCCGUCGUCUCCUCCCUCCCUCUGCUCGCGCGUGCAGAGUGCGAGUGCGAGGCCGGCGGCGAGGAGGAGGAGCAGGACAAGGCGGGCUCGCUGAGGCUCAGGAUCAUCGCCGUCUUCUGCAUCCUCGUGGCCAGCGCGGCGGGCUGCGCCAUCCCGUCGCUGGGCCGGAGGUUCCCUGCGCUGAGCCCGGACAGGGACCUCUUCUUCGGCGUCAAGGCCUUCGCGGCGGGGGUCAUCCUCGCCACCUCCUUCGUGCACAUCCUCCCGGAGGCCUUCGAGCGGCUCGGCUCGCCGUGCCUCGUCAGCGGGCCGUGGCAGAAGUUCCCGUUCGCCGGCCUCGUCGCCAUGCUCGCGGCCAUCGCCACGCUCGUCGUCGACACCAUCGCCACGGGCUACUUCCGGCGCGCCGCGCACGCCAAGAAGGCCGCGGCCGUCGUCGGGGCCGACGACGUGGAGGCCAUGUCGGCUCAUCACGCGCACGUCGGUCACUCCCACGGCGUGUCAGCCGUCGUCGCGUCAUCGGCGGCGGCGUCCGACGACGGCGGCGCGCAGCUCAUCCGCCAGCGUGUCAUCUCGCAGGUGCUGGAGCUGGGGAUCAUAGUGCACUCGGUGAUCAUCGGCAUGUCUCUAGGCGCAUCCCAGAGCACCAGCACGAUCAGACCACUCGUGGUCGCGCUAACUUUCCACCAGUUCUUCGAAGGGAUAGGGCUCGGAGGAUGCAUCGUUCAGGCCAAGUUCCGCCUGAAGUCCGUGCUGCUGAUGGCGCUCUUCUUCUCACUCACCACGCCGGUUGGCGUCGUGAUCGGCAUCGGGAUAUCCUCCGUCUACGACGAGAACAGCCCCAACACCCUGAUCAUCCAAGGGAUCCUCAGCGCCGCCGCCGCCGGAAUCCUCAACUACAUGGCCCUCGUCGACCUCCUCGCCGAAGACUUUAUGAACCCUAGGGUGCAGGGCAACGGAAGGCUGCAGGUCAUCGUAAACCUCUCCUUGCUGCUUGGGACGGGUCUCAUGUCAAUGCUUGCCAUAUGGGCCUGAGAUAUCGUCCUCACCUGAAAAAAAAAUCGUUUUGAAGAAUUUUUCUUGUUCUUGUUCUUGGUUCAGUCAUCUUGUGGGGGGCAUAGUGAGGAUUUAUCUUUCUUUUUCUUGUUGCUUGCUAGUAAAAAUGUAUACAUGUAUAGUAGAUCAAACUAUCAAACUACAUGGG
Molecule: messenger RNA, 1747 nt
Organism: Triticum aestivum (bread wheat)
Lineage: Eukaryota; Viridiplantae; Streptophyta; Magnoliopsida; Poales; Poaceae
Product: zinc transporter 9
Exons: 3
Coding region: 493-1578 (361 amino acids)
Biological process (GO): zinc ion transmembrane transport
Cellular component (GO): plasma membrane
Molecular function (GO): zinc ion transmembrane transporter activity
Source: RefSeq, a predicted model, not a curated record